Armigeres subalbatus is the source of this 2198-nucleotide messenger RNA. RefSeq names its product CTTNBP2 N-terminal-like protein. NCBI's taxonomy places the organism in Eukaryota, Metazoa, Arthropoda, Insecta, Diptera, Culicidae. The record is from RefSeq and is a predicted model, not a curated record. The coding region runs from base 267 to 2111 and encodes 614 amino acids. The transcript is spliced from 6 exons.
AAUUGUUGAAAUCCGUGCUUUUAGUAUUAAAAAAUUAAAUAGUCUGUUGAAUAAUGACAAUGCAAAAACAAAUACCUUCGCAGAGAAGCAAUCCGGUCGAUCGACCUUCAUGUUAAUGACUCUUGGCCAGUGAGAGAAGUAGCAAGAGAAGACACUGAUAUUCACCUUAUAUUUGGAAGAAAAACGUUGUUUAGUGUUGCAAUACAAUCAUUCCUUCCCGAAGGAACAUUAUCCGGAUGGUGUUACCUUUCUGAGUGAGCACGGGAAUGAGCACCACUAGGCCCCGUCUGGUGCACACGAGGAAAAUCCAGCCCACAUCUUCGCCAUCAAAGCGAGCAAAAAGCAGUCCCCACGAAGAAGACUCUUCCGCUUCGCCGACUGGCAGCAGCAGCCCCAGCGGCGGCAGUGUCUUCAGUAUGGCCGAACCGGGUGGCGACGUAACGACGAUGGCAUCCAUCGGAGAGCUGGCGGAAGCUGGCGAGCAUCCGCCAUCAAAGUUUACGGAAGCGGAUCUGCAGGCUAUAAAGUUAACGAGUGACACGUUGAAGCGCAAUCCAAAGAUGGACUUUAGCAAAACUGAUCUCCUCAAACUGCUGAGCUACUUGGAAGGUGAGCUCCAAGCCCGAGACGUAGUCAUCGCCGUACUUAAGACUGAAAAAGUCAAACAACUACUCAACACUGCUCGAUAUAGCAAGCCCACUAACCUAAACGAUCCUCACGCGGCGCUCUACCGCGACAACUUGGCCUCCAGUGGGAACAUCGCCAGCCGACAGUCAUCCAUUCAGGCGGCAUAUUCCGAGCACGAGAUGCGACUGCUAAACGACCAGCGAUUGGGUGUCAAAGAACAGAUGGAUUCUCUGGCGGCGCUUGUGAUGCAGCAGCGACAGACUCAAGCCAAAAUGGUCGAAGUACUGAAAGAUGCCGAAGAACGAUACAAAAAAGUUGUUCAGGAACUAGAAGACGAACGACGGAAGCAUGAACACACCACUGCCCAAGGGGACGACAUUACGUACGGGUUAGAGAUCGAACGGUCACGGUUGAAGCAGGAAUUGGAGCAUGAGAAAGAGCAACGAAAAGUGACGGAAUUGGAGCUACAGAAAAUUCAGGAACAGUUCGAAGCGGAAAAGAAUCGCCAGAAGCAGAUAGUAUUAUUGCUCCUAGCAGAGAGAAAGAAAAUUAUUAUAAAAUAUAUAGAAGAGCGAAAGCGGAGUGAGGAUUUGGCACAGAUCUUGUCCGAAGAAAAAUUGCGAGUGGACACAAUAGCCGAAGGCCUUGAGGAAGAAAGCAAAAAGUCGCUCCGGAUGGAAGCGGAAUUGGAGACGCAAACUCAGCAAUUCGAUUUGGAGAGAAAAAUGUUGCACCAAAGUCUGGGCAAGGAGGAGAAGCGGAUCAAAGAGCAAGAGAUCGAAAUUCAGCAGCUAAAGACAGAAUUGGAAAUGCUGAGGAAACAGACUGGUAUUCGCCAUCCGAUCGUUGCCCCGCAGCUUCCUACCAAACCAGGCGGUCUAAUGCCUUCGAGGCCAUCAAUAGGAGGGGUCCCACUAGCAUCAGACGUAGGCAACGUAGCAUCAUCCUCUUCUUCCGCUUCCGUCGCAGCUGGUUCUGCGGCGUCUGCUACCACAGCCGCUUCCUCUGCUGCUGCUGCUGCUGCCGCCGUUAGUGGACCUGCUGCAGCCUCGGGCCCUGUAUCCGGUGUUGGGAUUCUACCGCAUGGGGCCGCCGCAAUGAUCAGUAGUGUGGCCACCAAGGUGGUCCAGCCAACUGCUACGGUUUCUAGCGUGCCAGUUUCCGGACCAACAACUGGAAUCGCUCGUUCUGUGUCGCCCGGGCAACUUAUCAGACAAACCGCCAUCUCACAGCUGUCGAUAACGUCUCCACCGUUAGGACCUCCGGGAGCGAAUGCCGCACCGGUGGCACCGUCUCCCGAAACGUACGCCAACACGGUCACACCCAGCAAGUUGCCAACAACAAUGCCGCUGGAGUCUCAGCAUCACAGGCCUCAGCCGCCACCACCGUCUCUGGCUCAGCAGCCCCAGGCUCAUCCACCACACCACAAAAUUUUGCGACGUCAGUCGCAUCUGCAUCCGUUUCAACCGCAGCAGAAAUACUGACAAAUAUCGGUUGCGAAGGUGGGAUAGUAUAAAUUAGUGCAGAAUUGUGUGGCACCAAUCACAUGCGCACCACCCACUACUACUUAA